This is a messenger RNA of Drosophila nasuta, 440 nucleotides long. RefSeq names its product Cytochrome c oxidase subunit 6C-like (gene COX6CL). Lineage: Eukaryota; Metazoa; Arthropoda; Insecta; Diptera; Drosophilidae. The record is from RefSeq and is a predicted model, not a curated record. Bases 98 to 346 code for a protein of 82 amino acids. The transcript has 2 exons.
AUAAAACAUAGUAUGUUUUGACGUUUACAUCUAUUUUUUGUUAGUCUUAAAUCACGUUAAUAUAUUAGUAAGCGCAUUGUACAUAAAAGCAUUCAGAAUGUCUGAGAAAAAAAUUAAAUUUCCAAUUCAUGACACUCAUCUGAAUAAAAUUUAUGGAAAUUUGCGGAAUGCUUGUAUUUUAGCUGUUUUGGCACCACUCUGCUUUUAUGCCAUGUACAAUUUGCCCCAUAUGAAUAAAUAUAAGAGUUUUUAUUCUAAUUAUGAUCCAAUGGAUUCCUUUGAUCGCAUGCAGACUGGAGGUUACCUGUCUUCGUGCCCAAAAGAAAAAGAUGACAAAAAAAAAUAAAAUACAAGAUAUAUAUAUAUAAAAUACACGAAAAAUGUAAGGUUGCGUAAAUGUCAGUUCCAGUAGGUGAAAGAAAAUCCAAAUAAAUGAAGAA